Malus domestica (apple) is the source of this 6392-nucleotide messenger RNA. NCBI's taxonomy places the organism in Eukaryota, Viridiplantae, Streptophyta, Magnoliopsida, Rosales, Rosaceae. The record is from RefSeq and is a predicted model, not a curated record.
UUUAUUUUUUUUCUUUUUGGAUUCUCCUCUUUUUCCUGGAAACAUCCACCAUUUUUCCACCAUUCUCCUUGUUUUCUCCGACACAGUCUCCCUCUCAUCCCUCUUUUUUCUCCCCUUUUUCUCCCUGUUUUCUUCUUCAACGGAGGAAGCUGUGCAUUUUGCACCUAAUUUGGAUCAAAGACCAACAAGUCUUUCUUCUUGUUCCUCUAACCAGAGAUAGCUCUCUUUUUCACAAAAAUCCCAAAUCAAGGUAAUAGAUUUCUGGGUUUCUGGAGAAGAGCACUGUGGAUUUUUGGAGGUCUUUCGUUUUUUUGCCUACAAAUUUCUGGAGAAGUGCACAGCAACCCAAGGUAAUAGAUUUCUAGGUUUACUGCAGAUUUUGAUAUUUUCUAUAUUUGGGAUUUAUAAGGUUUAAUCUUCGAAUUGAAGUGUUGUGUAUGGUGUGGAUUAAGCUUAUUGGAAGCUUAAUUGAAUGAACUCAUCUCUGAAGCAAAGAGGGGGUUGGGUUUGCGGGACGGAAUCGGCAGAGCCGUUUCAGAUUUGGUGACUGGAGAAGAGGGCGGAAGGUAUGAUUUGGUAACUGGGUUCGCGGGAAGAAGGAGAUCCGGGAUGCAUGCUUGCAGACGACGUGGGCGCUAGAGACGGGAUUAGCAAUCCGCCAGUUUUCGGGGGUACUAGCGAAGAACAGCUAGUGAAGCUUUUAGUCGGUGCGAGUCCGACUUAGUCUCAUUAAAGGCAGCGCCAAACACGGGCUAGGACUUCUAUCUAAGCAGGAUAAAGAGCCCAGGGGUGUCGCCAUGCGUUUUCCUUCUGCCAAACUGUCAACUUUGUUUUCUUGUGCUUUGUGCUGUGUGGCUUAGGAGACAGAGGGAGAGAUAUUAUUGCCAAUUGAAUUAUUGAAGAGCACUAAAAUCUUCGUCGCCAGGAAUCUGAAUUUGUUGAUUUUCAUAAGCGAUCAGAUCAAUGGAAACAAGUCCCUUCAUCUUCAUGAUCAUCUGAAAAACUUCAAUUAAUGCAGUUCAACACUUUGUGCGGUUUUAAGCUCGAGAGCUCAAGCUUCCGGGGAACAACUCCUUAAUCUUAAUUGCAUUAAAGUUUUCAACUUCAACUGAAACCUAUCCUCGGAAGCAAGUGUCCUCAAGAUCUUACGACUUCCAUCUGUGACUACUUGUGAGUCUUCAUUGGUAUUGCUCAACGGAUCAAACUUCCAAUUCGAGAAACUAUGGGGGGAGAGGCUUUUCUUGUGGCAAUCCUCCAAGUGCUGGUUGACAAGUUGGCGCAUCGCAACGUCUUCAAGUACUUUGGACUCGUAAACGGUGUCAAUCAAAAUCUGAAUAAAUGGAAUGACACCUUGUCUGCUAUUGGAGCAGUGCUAAAUGAUGCCGAGGAAAGGCAACUGGAGGCUGAGAGCAACGCACUGAAGCUCUGGCUCGAUGAUCUCUGGGACUUGGCUUUUGAUGUCGAAGACGUGUUGGACAAAUAUCAUACUAAAAUGUUGGAACGUCAGAUACAACAUGCUCAUUCCAGUACAACAAGCAAAGUAUGGAACUCAAUUCCUAAUGGUGUUUUCAACUUCAAAAUGAACUUGGAAAUACAGAAGAUUACCGACCGAUUACAAGAGAUAUCUGAACAAAAAGACCAGCUUAGUUUGAGAAUUAAUACUGGGACGUCGACUAUAAGGGCACGCCAAAACAUAUCCCCUAGUUCCAGUCAACCAGAUGGACCUGUGAUUGGAAGGGACGAGGACAAAAGGCAGAUUGUUGAGCUACUGUCGAAACAAGAGCAUCGUGCUGUCAAUUUCGAUGUAGUUGCAAUUGUUGGUAUGGCUGGAGUCGGAAAGACAACACUUGCUGGACAAGUACUCAAAGAUAUGGUCGCAACCCAAACAUUUCAACUAGCCGUUUGGGUGUGCGUAUCUGACGACUUCAACCUUGGAAGAGUGACAAAGCAAAUUCUUGAAUCAAUCACAUCUCGACAAUGUGCCACAGAAGAUUACAAUAAGGUUCAAGAUGAUCUGCAAAAGGAGUUAGCGGGGAAGAAGUUUUUAAUUGUUUUAGAUGACGUUUGGAAAACGUGUAGCUAUGGUGAUUGGAUGAAGCUGCAGUCCCCUUUUCGUGAUGGAGCACAAGGAAGCAAGAUAAUUGUGACAACACGUGAUACAGAUGUUUCAAAAAUGAUGGGAGCUGCCAAGCUGGUUCACAAUUUGGAGCCCAUGGAAAAUGAUGUUUGUUUGCAAGUAUUUGAGCAACAUGCAUUCUUAAAUUCUAACAAUGACAAACCACCAAAUUACGAGUUACUCAAGGAGAAAAUUGUUGCAAAGUGUAGGGGAUUGCCUUUGGCCGCGAGGACUCUCGGUGGUGUUCUACUUCUUAAAGAAACAUAUGAAUGGGAAGAAUUAUUGAACAACAAACUCUGGAGUCUAUCAAAUGAGCAAGACAUACUUCCAGUAUUGAGAUUAACCUACUUUUAUCUUCCUUCACAUUUGAAAAGAUGCUUUGCUUAUUGCUCAAUACUUCCAAAUGGCUACGAAUUCGAAGAGAAGCAAAUGAUCCUUCUAUGGAUGGCCGAGGGCUUUAUUCUUCCCCUACCAGAAGAUAAUAAGCAAAUUGAAGAUUUAGGUGCUGAUUACUUUCGGGAGCUCGUAUCUAGGUCAUUGUUUCAAAAGUCAAUCGAAAAUAUUUCAAAAUAUGUGAUGCAUGACCUCAUUGUUGAUUUAGCACGGUGGGCAGCUGGAGAAAUUUGUUUUAGAUUGGAGGAUAAGCAAAAUGAUGAUGGUGUACAACUUAGACGUUUUCCGAAGGCACGCUACUCGUCUUACAUCAGAGGUGAUUAUGAUGGAGUUAAAAGAUUUGAGGCAUUUUCUAAAGUGAAAUGUUUGAGAACCUUCCUGCCACUAAGAAAGGGUUAUAUUUGGAGUUAUUUAAGUCGUCAGGUUACUUUUGAUUUAUUGCCAAAAUUGCAAUACUUGCGGGUGCUCUCUUUUAAUAGCUAUCAUAUAACUGAGCUGCCAAACUCAAUCGGUGAUUUAAGGUAUCUACGGUAUCUCGACCUUUCUUACACGUCGAUUACCAGUUUACCUAAAUCAACAAGCACUCUUUACAACCUGCAGACAUUGAUAUUGGAAGGCUGUCGUGAGUUGAAGUCAUUGCCUGCAGACAUGAGUAAUCUAAUUAAUUUGCGUCAUCUCAACAACUCAUAUGCAUAUUCGCUGGAAGGAAUGCCUCCAAAACUAGGUAAAUUGGUGAAUCUCCAAUCUUUGCCUAAUUUUGUGGUGAGUGGUGGUAGUAAUCAAUCAAGGAUAAGGGAGAUAGAGUUCUUGAUACAUCUUCGAGGGACAUUGUGCAUCUCAAGAUUGGAGAAUGUGACUGAUCUCGUGGAUGCUGGGAGGGCCACAUUAAAAUGCAAGGAGAGGCUUGAUUCGUUGGUCCUAGAAUGGUCUCAUUCAAGCGAAAUGGAAUUUGUUGUGCUUGACAUGUUACAGCCUCAUACAAAGCUCAAGGAGCUCACCAUCAAGAGUUAUGCCGGAAAGGAAUUUUCAUCAUGGGUGGGAAGUUCUUUGUUCUCUAAUAUGGCGGUCGUGCGCUUAGAGAAAUGUAACAAUUGUUUAUCAUUGCCACCUCUCGGACAAUUGCCUCAUCUCAAAGAACUUUAUAUUCAAGGAAUGAAUGCAGUGGAAAGUGUUGGUGCUGAGUUUUAUGGAUAGUGUAUCUUGCCUUUUCCGUUAUUAGAGACUCUUCAGUUUGUGGAUUUGAAGCAUUGGAAGAAAUGGCUUCCUGUCCAACCGGAUCACGAAAGUGGUGUUUUCCCAUGCCUGAAAAGGCUUUCAAUCAGAAAAUGUUCUAAGUUGGAAGGUAAGCUGCCAAAGAACCUUGAUCUGUUAGCCGAGCUUGAAAUUGUUAAAUGUAAGGAAUUGGUGGUUUCGAUUACCAACUACAAACAACUUCGUCAAAUAAACAUAGACGGUUGUAAAACGUUGGUGUAUACAGCUGCUAAGGUUGAAUUUGAGUUAUUAGAGUCCUUGUGUGUUUCAAACAUUUCAGAGCUGAUGUUUCUGCAAACAGGGGAAUUGUGCAGAAAGGGAUUAACCAAGGUUAGAGAAUUGAGUAUUAAUGGAUGUAAGGAGCUGAAGUCUUCAUUGAAGAAUAAGGCUGGAUUAUUGCGGCAGUUGACUUCUCUUGACCGUUUGAAGAUCGAAGGCAACUCUCCUCUAGUUGAAGAAUUGGGAAAAGAAGCAGAGGAGUUGCUGCAAUUACAAAUAUUGGAGUGCAAGCUUGAAUGUCUGGAGUUAAACAAGUGCGAAAAUCUUUUAAAGUUACCAAAAGGGUUAAAUCAGCUAUCGUCUCGUCAAGAGCUUCGCAUACACGAAUGUUCAAGUCUAGUUUCUUUUCCAGAUGUUGGUCUGCCACCUUCUCUUAAAGUUAUCGAGAUUACCGACUGCCAUUCGUUGAUAUAUUUGGCAAAACAUCAGAUUCCCCAAAAUCUCAGAAGAAUAGAGAUAAGUGAUUGCAAAAAUUUGUUAUCACUAGUAGAUGAGGAGGCUGUUGGUUCUUCCCCGUUGUCUUCUUCUUAUAGUUGUCUUGAGUACUUGAAAAUCGAUGGAUGUGAAUCUUUGACAUCGUUAUCAUUGAGUGGCCAACUUCUCAGGACACUUAAACACCUUCAGAUAAUAGAUUGUGACCGACUGGAGCUAAUCACAGAGGACGGGUUCUUCCGUGACAACACCAAUUAUUGUCUUGAAUAUAUUAAGAUCUGGAAGUGCCAAAAUCUGAAAUCCUUACCGGAUGGCUUAUGCCACCUCAGCAAUCUUCAAACUCUAAUUAUUAGAUUAUGUGGAAGUCUUGUUUCUUUCUCGAGACUGAGUGGGGGGAAAAGACCCUCCAACCUGAGAGAGAUCAGUAUCAGAGAUUGUGACAAAUUGGAGGCGUUGCCGGAAGACAUGCACAAUCUCAACUCUCUUGAGAAAUUGAAAAUCGACUACCGUGAAGGUUUGACUUUUCCUCCCAACCUCACGUUUCUUUCAAUUAAGAAGGUCAAGAGCUGCAAGUCAUAUUGGGAGUUGGAGUGGGGGUUGCACAGACUCCCCUCUCUUAGAAAUUUAUGGAUCAGUGGUGAAGACCCGGAUACGGUGUCGUUUCCACCCGACAUGGUCCGGAUGGAGACGCUCCUUCCCAAAUCUCUCAUUGACCUCACAAUAGAAGGCUUCCCGAAUCUGAAGAAACUGAGUAGCAAGGGCUUUCAAUUCCUCACCUCCCUUCAAUCUCUGAAACUCUACAAUUGUCCAAAGCUAGCAUCCAUUCCAGUGGAGGGUCUACCUCCUUCACUGGAGCAACUUCUCAUCACAGGGUGUCCAGUGCUAAAAGAGAGAUGUCAACCAGGAAAAGGACGCUACUGGCACAAAAUAUCUCACAUCCCUUCCAUAGAGUUAAAUUUGACAGUAUGGGAUGCUUCAUGGUUUUGGGAUUGCGGUGUCUGACGCAGUAGGGCUGGUUCUGUCUUGCUUUGGGAGCGAUUCUUUGACGACAACAAUGGCUAUUUCUAGGCCAAGCUUUCUUCUCUCAAGUUGAGUUUUUCUCACUCGGUUCUCUCCGGGCAACAUUGAUUUGUAAUACAAGUGUGCCACUCUUUCUCCCGUGUUUGGAGUGUUUCCCACCGGACUUUCUCCGAGCAUGAUUUUAACGAGCCCACUUAGACCUGUUUCGCUAAAUCCUAAAUUGUAUAACUCCAACCAACGGAAUCAAAUCCCAUUAGUAUAGGUCAUUCGCUUGCUUUCACAUCUUUCCUGCAUUACCACCCCGCUGUUGAUUCGCAGCAGUGGGCGAGAAUGGAUCAAAAAGUUGCUGUCCUCCUCGAGGACCAGACGCGGACUUGUCAGAGGCAAAUGCGAGAUUGUUGCUGAACUGUUGAUUUGUAGGACGUGGGAUCUCAGGUUGAGUUGAGUGAGCAGGAUAGUUUUGUUGAAGAAUAUGAUUUCCUGGCCUUGGAGGCAGAGGACUGGGCAAAUUGGGAAUCUGGUGAGGUGGAUUGAAGUUAGCCUGUCUCAUUGGCGACUGGCGUCCAAGGUAGAACGGUACUGGAGCCUAUAAAGGUUGCGAGUCUGGGAGGAACUGAGAUGGCAGUUGAAUUUCUGGCGUAGGGAGCAGUAGAUAUAUAAGCAGAUGGAUGCUGACCCAAUGUCGUCGCCGAGCUGUGGUCUCAAUAACACCUGACUGCCCAUUCAGUGAGUUUGUGCAGGUCCUGCCAGGCAUAUUCACAGGAGCGGAAUAUGUGUGUCCUUGAAUAAACUAGGACUAAAUUCGAUGAAAUUGAAAGGACAUGGAUCAAAGUGGAUCUUUGUGAAAACUAUAUAUAACAUGCAGAAAAGAACAAAACCGUCACCUUUUCGGGUGAAGUCA